Molecule: messenger RNA, 4072 nt
Organism: Anopheles cruzii
Lineage: Eukaryota; Metazoa; Arthropoda; Insecta; Diptera; Culicidae
Gene: cib
Product: thymosin beta
Exons: 3
Coding region: 291-701 (136 amino acids)
Biological process (GO): actin filament organization
Cellular component (GO): cytosol
Molecular function (GO): actin monomer binding
Source: RefSeq, a predicted model, not a curated record
UGUGCUUCCGAUCGAGACGGUUCAACAGCAGCAGCAGCAGCAGCAGCAGCAUCAGCAAUUGCAGUAGUCGCAGCCGUCGCAACUUUCAACCAUUUUGUUGACUUUGUUACCGUGUAAAACUGAAGCCAAAUACAUAUCUUACACGCACCACCUCACCGUUGCGAGUGGAAAGCGAGCUGUGAAGAAGCAACCUGUAGAAUAGGUGAAGAGCCAGCCAGCCAGCCAGCAAUCAACGAACCGUCGCCUAUAACCCUCCACACGAACUAUCCACCAACCCAGUAGCAGCAGCAAUGGCCUCCGCAAACCAACAGGAAACCAACAGCGCCGCCGCCGCCGCCGAGUACCCACGUGUCGGGGCCGACUUUAAGAGCGAGCUCGAAUCCUUCCGCCCGGAAACGCUCACCAAGGCGGCCACGCAAGAGAAGAACCCGCUGCCAACGGCAGCCGACGUCCAGAGUGAGCGCGCCCAGCGCAGCGUGUUCGAGGGCAUCGAAUCGUUCGACGCCUCGCAGCUGAAACACGCCGAAACGUGCGAAAAAAAUCCACUCCCGGACCAGGAAGCCAUCCAAGCGGAGAAAGGUGUGAAACGCUUCAUUGAGGGCAUCGAAUCGUUCGACACGUCGCGCUUGAAGCACGCCGAAACGCUUGAGAAGAACCCGCUACCGACGCGUGAAACAAUCGAAGAAGAGAAGCGUGCAUAAGUGGUGCGCGCAAAACCAAUACCAUACUACUACUUCUUUCGCCUGCCCAGAGAGAUAGUGAGCGGGGGGAGCGGAGCGCGCAAAGGCAAGCAAAGCAAGGCAUAAUUUUACCUAUUCAGCAGUACUAGCAGCAGCAGCAGCAACAACAACAGCAGCAAGCAAGCAAGCAAAAGAUCACAUACAGUAGUAGUGCGUCGUUGUUGAGCAACAACGGUACUUCACCACCAGCAGCGUCAUCAUCACAAGCGAAGGCCACCCAGUCCAUCGCACCCACCCCUACACUCCGGGCAACGUAUAAGGGCCGUAAACCACUAGGAAGCUUCCAUCAAGAUACGAACCACCCUUCCAGCAGCACCCCUUAAAGUUAGUUGCAGCGCUCGCGUUGUGUACGUGUGCGUGCUUGUGUUCAUGUCUAUUUGUUCUCACUCGGUUCAUCCCAAACCAUUGCCGCGCAGUGCCCGCGAAGCGUCAUCCUUUAUCCGUUUUUUUUGUUCCUUUUUUCAUACGACCGUCUGGUCUCUGGUCUCCUUCAUCACGACCCACCGAUAUGACGACCGAGUAACCACGAACCAAUGCAAAACACGGUUGCUGUUGGCCAAACCACGCAAUAGAGAUCAUUCUAGAGCCAACGAAAGUUAUCGUCCAGGAGCAAUAGAAGCGACAGAACGAAGGAGUUAGUCCUUUCGGUUCCGAAAUUUAGUAGGCUAUUUAGGGGUGGCUGUUAAAGGGCUUGUUCGACCAGGUCCAGCAUAUGUAUAAUGAUGAGAUUGAGCGAGGACCUUCAAUUUCAGGCCGCGAUCGCUCUCUGACCAAGGCGCGCGAUCAAGGGCGCAUUCCUAGCGCUUGGCGUUAAAGAAAUUGUACGAAAAGCAAAAACAACUCCUCAUAAACACACAAUAACGUUGACACAACUAUAAAAAGAAAAAAAAACUGUAAACUGUUGAUAUUCGUAGUGCGAAGGGAACGAUGCGUGGGAGUUUGUUUGGCAAACACAGCAGCAUUGAGUGCGGUUGGUGUGCGUGUGUGUGUGGUCAGCGCGGAGCGUUGACCGGCCACUACACCACCGUCAGGUUUUCUACUCUCUUCACCACGCGUGAACGCAUUUGAUACCAGCUAAGAUUUUCAUAAUAAAUCGAAUAUUUUUACACUUCUACCAAACUGGCAGUGUGUGGUAGCGGAGGCGUAUGGCGCCUCCAUCGCGCUAGACAUAGGAUGAAAUCUGCAAAGCAAACACUCUACAUACAAAAGAAAUAGGCGUGGGCCAGAAAGCUGACGUUAGUGUCUUAUUGCCUACCGAGGAGUAUGUCCGUCACAGCUGAAAUCGAGAAAGACUAGCUGUCGUCGUCGUCGUAGUAAUUGAUCGUAAAUUUUUGCCGCUUCAAAAGUGCAUACGACAACACCCACACACAACACGCAACACGCCAUUCGGUGGUAGCCACUCGGGUUGCGGAUAGCCACUAAGAUCCAAAAAGGAAAAAAAAAACAUCGAAAAUCAAAAUUGAAAAUUAAACAAGUCACACAGCGGCACAAGCGCAAGCGGGAAGCGCGGUCAGUGUUAGUUCGGAGCAAUUCCAAAUCAAAUAAAGGCCCCUUGCGUGCGGACGGGGGGGGGGUCGGUGGCUAUAACGCCGCGUACUGCCUAAGGCAAUGUGUGACAUUAUUAUACAUUUUAUACUAACCAUCUCCAACGCAGAACCCAGGGCACAACGACUCUUGGCCUUGUGAUGCUCCUUGUGAUGCAAAACACGGAAGAAAAUCGAAGACGAAAGCGACGUGACGGCCAAAGGGAUGUUACGAACGAACGAACACAUUCACGAUAUACCAGAUUCCAGGCAGAACGGAUGAAAGACAGACCGUCAGGGAAAAGGGAGAGAGAGAAAGAAUGAAAGCGACAGGGUUAGCGGUAAACAGAGAGAGAGAAAGAAAAAGAAAUUCGGGGCACCCAUUCGGUUACCAGAACGAUCCGCCCCCCACCACCCAACCAACAUAAUAACUGCUACAGUGAUGCAACACGGACACACGAAACUGACGAGACUGACGCAGAAAGGAAAGGUUACUUCAAUCUGCUAAUUUGAUGUUUGGCCGGAUUUUGAUGCCUUUUCUGUUCCCAGAUGGCAUUUAGCAACGGGCAGAGUGUGCAGAGAGUUUUAAUUAUCACCACAAUAAGACAUAAAAUAGAUACCGGGAGCGUGAGCGAGCGUUUGACAGAGAGAGUGUGAAAGAUAAGUAAUAAGUAAUACCAGACGUUGCGUUUAACAACACUUUAACAGCGCUCCGUUAUCCGUAAGCGCGAGCGCGUGCAACCCAUCUUAUGCUGCACGUUGCCCGAAACCCCGCAGAACAGCAGAACAGCUCCGGUGCGCGGUCUUCGGUAACUCUUUCAUCCUCCCCCCGGGUAGUGACCGGAACCGGGGCCAACAUCAACCACCAAUUUUCCAUUUCUAAUAACGGCCAAAACGCGCGAUCGAUCUGUGCUGUGGAAGGACGAAGUAUACAUACGUUCGUCGCGGAAGGGCGCACACGGGGCCCGAUCUAUAUAUACCUCUUGUCGUAUCGAGUUUAGAAGGAAAACAAAACCAAAAGUGGCACUCAGUAUUGUCGAAAGACAUAGAAAAAGGAAGGGGAGGAUGGUCUACGAGAGUACAGCAGCGUUCUCCAGCAUCGCGCAGAGUCGCGCGUUCCUUCCAUCAGGGUUUUUAGCUUCCCGUUCGCGGUGUUUACGCUCUCUAGAGUUCAGCCAAUUAUUUUUUGUGGUCUUUCAUAUUAGUGUAUUUAUUUUUGGGAAAAUCAAUCUAACGUUUUGUCUAAUUUAUUUGUCUCUCGUUGUUUGGCGUUUAACUUUGUACUUAUCCGCGGAGGGUGCGAACGAGAAAUGUCCACACAAAUGGGCACACAAGCGGAAAAGGGCCACACCUAGCGCACCAGGGCCGCCGCGCGGGCACCUUCUGACUGACUGACGGAUCGUGAGACUCUCGUGACUCGGACGAGCUGUCGAUCAGAUGGGAGCGGACGAAAGGACCGCGCGAAGAGCAAAGAUUCAGAACAGGGAACAUACGUAGAAGUGAAGCAAGCAGCAAAAGAAGGUGAACGGGAAAACGGCAAGUUUUCAGACAGGCUGGACAGGCUGCUGGUGUACGCGUAUGUCUCGUGACCAGUAGCUCACCCUUCCCUCCGCUCUUUUCCUCAACCCCCGGGGGGAUGUGUGAAGGCUGAGGCUUCCGAGUGUGGGGGUUGUUAGACAUCGCGACUGGUGUCCGGUGUGCGCGCGCGGCACAGGAGACGCAACGAAAAGACGAUUUUGCAACGGCAUAAAUGUACUACUACUGCUAUAAUCCCUAUCUACUACCGAAAAUGGAUCAAAUAAACAUUCU